Corylus avellana is the source of this 717-nucleotide messenger RNA. NCBI's taxonomy places the organism in Eukaryota, Viridiplantae, Streptophyta, Magnoliopsida, Fagales, Betulaceae. The record is from RefSeq and is a predicted model, not a curated record.
AUGGCUGGUUUGGUUGUAGACCUACCUUUGAAAUCUCAACAUUUAGCGAUUAAAGUUCACCCCUGUAAUUACAUCGACGACAAUAACCCUCAGCUCCGCCGUUCGGCGCCGGCCAACGCAAAUCAGUACGACGUCACCAGAUUCAUUGUCGUCGUAGCUUUCAUAUCGGUGUCAGCGCUCACGCUCAGCGCCAUUACCUUCAGCCUCAUAUGGUUCACCCUCAGAGAACAAACGCCUUCUCUUUGGCUCGAUUCGCUUUCUGUGCCGACAUUUGAUACCUCCGACAACUCCUCGUUGAUGGCCGUAUAUAUUAUCGGCCUCACCUAUAAGCAGACGAACAGCCGCUAUAAAAUUUACUACGAGCAGAUUGAUGUCGGCGUGUCGUACAAAAGAUUGUACGAACUGGCCAGUGCGACGUUGCAGGAGCCUUUCCGGUUGGGCAAGGAGACGGAGAAGUCUGUGAAUGUUACGGCGGAGGAUAGAACUCGGUGGUUCUGGCGGGAUUCGGCGUCGGAGGAGAUUAAUCGGGCUAAGGAGAAGGGAAAGGUGAGCUUCAAUGUCUUUGUGAGAGCGGCAGUGAUAUUUGAGGGUUCAUGGUGGAAAGAGCGGGGAGUAUUGGCACACACUUGUUCCGAUUUAGAGGUUGCCUUUUCGAAUACCUCCGGUAUCGGAAACUUGAUCGGUGAUAUACCAAGGAAGUGCACCAAAAUUUGGUAG